UAACCACAGUGAUGAAGUUUAACAUGCUGACUUGUGCUCCACUGUGUUUGCUCUGUUUCUGGCUGCUUCCAAUCAGCUCCCAGAAGACCAGCAACCAGGCCAUCCCACUGAGCAUGGUUAAAGAUGCUGUGGAUGACAUGUACAACGGGUGCAGAGCAAAGAUGGAACAAACUGUUAAGGAUCAGUACUUUAAAAAAGAAACCAGUGGCAACAGUCAAUUUGGAAAAGCCUGGAAAGAAGCAGAGAAUUGCACAAAGAAAGCCCUAAAGAAAAAAGAAAAAAUAGAUCAGGCAUUAACUGAGGAUCACAUGAAAGCAAUCUGUGUCUAUACAGCAGAACGUCCAAAGAUUUAUGACGUAUUCAAUGAAGCUGUCAGGACAAACAGAAAAGUCUAUGGCACCUUCUUUAAAUACCACUCCUUACAUUACUGGCUGACAUCUGCUGUACAGAUCCUCAGAAACAAUCAAAACUGUUGGAAUACUUACCGUAGAACCAAUGCUGCGUUUACUGGCUCUGUCAACCGAAUAAUCCGCUUUGGUUCUUUUACCUCCAGCUCAUUAUUUGCAAACUUGACACAGUUUGGUGAUAAGACCUGCUUUAAAAUUGAGACCUGCUUAGGUGCCUACUUGAAAAACUAUUCAUACUUCAAAACUGAAGAACAAGAGGUGCUCAUCCCUCCCUAUGAGAUGUUCAAAAUUACAAAAAACAAUGAAGUUGCUGACAAGCUAGCUGACUGUAAGUCAGUCUAUUCCUUGGAGAGUGUAGGACUGCAGAGCAAUCUAAACUGCAAAGCUGCAAGAAAUUCCAAACGUUCAAGGCUGGCUGUUUGGUAGAACCAAAUGAAAACUGACAGAUACUCACAUGUACAUCAAACCAACAAAUACUUAUAAUAUCGCAAAUCCUUACAAUAUUUCCAUGAUUUCUCUGCAAACCCUAAACUUACCAAUCAGCAUUGUUUGAUUACUGCUUCCCUUUGCAUCUUUCCCAACAUGUUGAACAAUAUGAGCAACGAUUCAUAAAAGCUAUUUGUAAUCAGCCUCCAUACUGUAUGUGAAAUAUUGCUUUGAAAACAAUACAUUUGCUAAAUCAGCUUAA
Mugil cephalus (flathead mullet) is the source of this 1095-nucleotide messenger RNA. RefSeq names its product T-cell ecto-ADP-ribosyltransferase 1-like. Gene Ontology annotation, molecular function: NAD+-protein-arginine ADP-ribosyltransferase activity; NAD+ poly-ADP-ribosyltransferase activity. NCBI's taxonomy places the organism in Eukaryota, Metazoa, Chordata, Actinopteri, Mugiliformes, Mugilidae. The record is from RefSeq and is a predicted model, not a curated record. The transcript has 2 exons. The coding region runs from base 12 to 833 and encodes 273 amino acids.